AUUUACUUAUUUAUUUCUUAGGGUCCAGAAAAACAUCACAAUGUUCAGAGUCCAUGCGGUUAUGGCAACAGUACAACAGAAUGCAGUAUUAAGGAUGUUUCCAUGUGUCAGAAUAUCCAAGAACCUGGCAUGUUGUCGCCGCGCUGUGGGUGGAGUUCGUUGGAAAAGCAGCCACAGACUCGCCCCCCUAUUGACAGCGUCGCCUGUUCGUGCCCUCAUUGAUGAAAAGAUCAGUAUUAAAGGAAGUUUCCUGCCCCCACACUGUGCUGUCACCCUGUGUGCCCGAAUGCACUGUGAGGAUGGUGACCUGUGGGAGUCAUUUGCCCAUUUUAACACAAAGGCAGAUGGCACCUUCCACUUGACCAGGGAUGAUUCAGUUGGGGGUUCAUAUUUGGGCUGUGACCCAAUGGGACUGUUCUGGGGUCUGCAGCCAGCUCCCGGAGAAAGAGAAGGAUUAAGGCUGAGGAAAAAAAGCGUAGAGACUCCAUACGUGGUGCGUAUGUCCUUGAUGGAGGGCCACGUUUCCCCCCGUGAGGAUCAGAGCAAAGAACUGGCUGCAUUAACCACUGAGCGCUGGUAUAUGGCACCGGGAGUAAGGAGAAUAGACAUUCGGCAGAAUGGAAUAGUAGGAACAUUGUUUUUACCGCCCGGCCCAGGACCAUUUCCCGCCAUGUUGGACCUUUGGGGAAUGGGUGGAGGACUGGUGGAGUAUCGCUCUGCCCUGUUUGCAUCCAGGGGCUAUGCUAGCUUGUCCCUCGCCUACUUUGGGCACAAAGACUUGCCAGGUCCUCAGAACCAAAUUCAUGCCAGUGAUUCUUAUUCCAAGACUGCUUUCCAACUACUUCAAGAUCACCAUCAGGUCUGUGCCAACAGGGUUGGGAUCAUUGGCACCUCCUUUGGAGUCUAUCUCACUCUUCAACUUGCUACUCAGACCGGUGUCAAACCAUCUUGUUUGAUUUGUAUCAAUGGCCCAGUAGGAAAUGGCUUCAUGGAUGGAAACCUACUAAGGUAAGUGGUAAUUAAAGAUGAUAAUUAUUAUAUUGUACUAUUUGUUUGUCUUAAAGAUUAGCAAAAUGUUGUUUAAUAACUUAAUAAUGUAUCCUAACAAUUGAUUUUAUUGUAAAACAUUUUUUUUUUUGCUUUGUUGACUUGUUCUUUAAGUUCAGAGAAUUAUUGGAGUUGUGAUGAUCAAGGCUAUGUCAGUUUUAAAAUCUUCUCCUUGCCCGAAAACAUGAUCCCUGAGAGCAAAGUCAAGGUGAUGUGAAAGACAGCCUCUUAUGCCACUGAAGGCACCACAACGCAAAGACUGUACACACACACACACACACACACACACACACACACACACACACACACACAAACAUAUCCAUAGUUCUGUGUCAGUGAGAGACAUUUGGUUUUGCAGAUAGAAGAUGUGGCCUGUCCCUUGAUGUACAUAGAGGGUAUGGAUGACCUGAACUCUUCAAGCAAAGAGAACGUAGACCUGAUUGAGGAGACCCUGAACACUGUGGGUAAAUCCCAUCUAUUCACCCGCCUGUCAUACCCCGGUGCUGGUCACCUGAUUGAACCUCCUUAUGCACCAAAUGCAAGAAUAUCGAUGUGGAGGGUCAAACCAAAUAAAGUGUUUGUUCAGUGGGGAGGUCACCCUGCACCCCACGCUGCUGCACAAGCAGAUUCCUGGAAGAAGAUUCUGGAUUUUGUGGAAAAACAUCUGAGAUAGAAAAACAUCCUAAAUGGGAAAUUCUGCAUUUCUAUGAGAAAACAGCAAAAAAACACACUAACUCUUUUGUCUCACAAGGGGGUGCUGUUUGCUCUCUGUUACCCUGUAGCACUGUGGCAGCUGAAUGGUUGAUCUGGUUAACCACUUCCCCCUGUUUCCUGUUUGUCUCCUAGCUUUUAAGACUCUAAUAACACCUCAAAAUACCUCCCAAACAUAAGCUGUAAAAUUGAAAAGAAAGGGAGCGAGAGAGAGAUUGAGUUGUGACAAUCAAAAUAUUGAUAUAAUCUGAGAAAAAACUUUUAAAUACGAUUUAAGUGCUAUGAUUAUUUGCCCUUGCUUGUACCUAUCAGAUCCGUCUCGUGUCCGUAGGUGUUAAAUGAACUGUGCUGAACUGCUGAUUCAGAGGUGCAGGUAUUCUGUGGGUGUCUGUCCUUGCAGGUUCCAUUUGUUUAAAUGACAUUGUGUACUUGUAGUUAAUGCAGAAACAUUGUAAAACACUCUAUGGUUACUUUAUUGGGAUCACCUUUACUAGUAUAUGUUUCUUUUCACAUUUACAUGUCAACAAUCUAAUAAAGAUCCAUUGCUAAAGUU
This is a messenger RNA of Labrus mixtus (cuckoo wrasse), 2311 nucleotides long. Its product is annotated as acyl-coenzyme A thioesterase 3-like. Gene Ontology annotation, molecular function: fatty acyl-CoA hydrolase activity. The record is from RefSeq and is a predicted model, not a curated record. Gene Ontology annotation, biological process: acyl-CoA metabolic process; fatty acid metabolic process. NCBI's taxonomy places the organism in Eukaryota, Metazoa, Chordata, Actinopteri, Labriformes, Labridae. Bases 41 to 1012 code for a protein of 323 amino acids. The transcript is spliced from 9 exons.